CCCUUCAUUCAAGUGUCAGUUGAGUUCAUUUCAAUAAAACCAAACUGUUCGAAUAUCUCGUUACAGCAACAGUUUCAAAAUUUUCCACAAAACAAAUUUUUGUUAAUCCGUAAAUUUAAUUCAGCCUGCAAAAAAAUCCAGCCAUGGUACGCGUAAUAGAGGACAUGUUCGGCAUUGCCGUUAACCCAAUGACCCAGAAAACGGAUCGAGUUCGUCGCUUCACGAUGACAACAGAACGUGGAUUAUCCGUUUCGGUGCUGACAUUGGGUGCCACUAUACAGAGCAUUAAAGUGCCCGAUUCGAAUGGUAAAAUCGAGGACAUUUGCAUGGGAUAUGACGAUGUGGCCGGCUACUAUUGCAAUCAGUCUCUGUAUAUUGGUGCCACAAUUGGACGUGUGGCGAAUCGAGUGAGCAGCGGCAGGUUCAAAUUGUGCGGCAAGGAUGUGAGCGUUAGUCGCAAUUACAAGGAUCGCUAUCAUUUAAACGGCGGCUAUAUUGGUUUCGAUAGCUGCAUCUGGGACGUGGUGGGUAUACACAAGGAUGGUGUGACCAUUCAACACAUUUCCCCAGAUGGUCAUGAGGGCUAUCCCGGCGAAUUGACUACCAAUAUAAAUUUCUCACUCAACGAGACAGGCUGCUUUGGUAUGCGUAUCGAGGCGAGGACAAAGGCCACCACCUGUGUGAACAUUACCAAUCAUAGCUACUUUAAUCUGGCCGGUCAUGGUGCUGGCAAAGAUGCCCUCUAUCAGCAUAUGCUGAUGAUCAAGGCAUCACAAUUGGUGGACACAAAUCUGGAUCAAUUGCCCACGGGCAAGCUCAUGCGUAUACGUAAUACACCGUAUGACUUUGGCAGUCUCUCCAGUUUGGGCAAGCGUCUCAAUCAGGUAACUGAGUGUCCACUUAGCGGUUUCGAUAAUAGCUAUUGUGUGGAUGUUCCACCAAAUCGUGUCCAGUUGGUGGCCCGGGCGGUACAUCCGUGUAGCGGACGUUUCAUGGAGGUGCACACGAAUCAACCGGGUCUACAGUUCAGCACGGCGAAUCUUCUGGCGGAUGAGGAUAAGGGUGAUGUACCGAAUAUUGGCAAGGGCGGUGCACAUUAUUGCCGACAAGGCGCAUUCAGUUUGGGCACACAAAAGUAUCCCGAUGCCAUGAAUAAUGAAUCCUUUCCAGCCAUUGUCUUGAAUCCCGGUCAGCUGUAUGAUCAUCAAGUGGUCUACCGAUUUGGAGCGUGUCCCAAGCGUGUCUAAUACUCCCAGGCUCUCUCAAAUCCCUCCAAAUUCAAGAAACCAAAAAUACUCAAAAAAAAAUAUGUUUGGCAAUAAUAAAAACCGUUUCAAAUUUUGA
Molecule: messenger RNA, 1344 nt
Organism: Drosophila willistoni
Lineage: Eukaryota; Metazoa; Arthropoda; Insecta; Diptera; Drosophilidae
Product: galactose mutarotase
Exons: 1
Coding region: 144-1247 (367 amino acids)
Biological process (GO): glucose metabolic process; beta-D-galactose catabolic process via UDP-galactose, Leloir pathway
Molecular function (GO): aldose 1-epimerase activity; carbohydrate binding
Source: RefSeq, a predicted model, not a curated record